This is a messenger RNA of Myxocyprinus asiaticus (Chinese sucker), 2342 nucleotides long. RefSeq names its product synaptotagmin-6-like. The record is from RefSeq and is a predicted model, not a curated record. The coding region runs from base 155 to 1633 and encodes 492 amino acids. The transcript has 7 exons. Gene Ontology annotation, cellular component: membrane. NCBI's taxonomy places the organism in Eukaryota, Metazoa, Chordata, Actinopteri, Cypriniformes, Catostomidae. Gene Ontology annotation, biological process: regulation of calcium ion-dependent exocytosis; cellular response to calcium ion; calcium-ion regulated exocytosis. Gene Ontology annotation, molecular function: phosphatidylserine binding; calcium-dependent phospholipid binding; syntaxin binding.
UUGAAUGCACAACCUAUUAAAAGAGGCGUUGGAGGCGAAGAAUGGGGGUCGCUAUGAGACCCUCACUGCAUGUUAAACAGGGAAGAGGAGUAAUGGGUAGCAAGAGUGAAGGGAACAUUUUGCUCCGACUGUCUGAUAUGAAUGUCAAAAAGGAAUGCUGUUUCUAAAACAAGACAUAACUGCUGGCCUCCCCAUCUGUGUGAUAAUAGCGUGUGGAUUGGCACUGCUAUUACUUGCUGCAUUGAUCUCCUGGAAGCUGUGCUGGGUUCCUUGGAGGAACAAAGCCCUUUCAUCCAGUUCUGCCGCCCUCGCCCCAGACGACUGUCCCUCACUCCAGUUACCAUCUCUCCUGCCGAGUCCUCAGCCAUCCGAAGUCGCUAUGGCGACUGAGAAGGAAAAGUAUCCCCUGGCGUCGAUGGGCUUACUGGAGGCAGCUGUUAAAAUAAGUCACACAUCUCCUGACAUCCCCGCCGAGGUGCAGCAGUCCAUGAGGGAGCACUUUUUGCGCCGGACACAGCGCAUGCAGAGACAGACCACCGAGCCAGCGUCAUCCACCAGGCAUAGUUCCUUCAAACGUCACCUGCCCCGUCAGAUGCAGGUUGGCAGUCUGGACCUGGGGAAUGACUAUGAUGUGGAUGAGCAGCCAACCAGCAUCGGUCGCAUCAAGCCGGAACUCUACAAACAGAUGACCAAAGAGAACGAAGACUCGGGCAAUAGUCAAGGUGGCAAAAACUGUGGGAAGAUCCAUUUUUCUCUACGCUAUGAUUAUGAGAAUGAGAUGUUACUCGUCAAGAUACUCAAGGCCUUCGAUCUACCAGCCAAGGAUCUUUGUGGCAGUUCUGACCCUUAUGUCAAGAUCUACCUGCUACCAGAUCGCAAGCAGAAGUUCCAGACACGCGUCCACCGCAAAACGCUCAACCCCACAUUUGACGAGUCCUUCCAGUUUCCUGUACCCUAUGAUGAGCUGCCUGUCAGGAAGCUCCAUCUCAGCGUUUUUGACUUCGACCGGUUCUCAAGGCAUGAUAUGAUUGGGGAGGUCAUAUUGGACAAUCUGUUUGAAGUGUCUGAUCUCUCAAGGGAUACCUCCAUCUGGAGAGACAUUCAAUAUGCUACCUCUGAGAGUGUGGACCUUGGAGAGAUCAUGUUCUCACUCUGCUAUCUGCCUACAGCAGGGAGAUUAACACUUACAGUCAUCAAGUGCAGGAACCUUAAGGCAAUGGACAUAACAGGAUACUCAGAUCCCUAUGUGAAAGUAUCUCUCAUUUGUGAUGGGAGACGUUUGAAAAAGAAGAAGACUACAACAAAGAAAAACACCCUGAAUCCCACUUAUAACGAGGCCCUUAUCUUUGACAUUCCUCCUGAGAGCAUGGACCAAGUCAGCUUGCACAUCUCUGUCAUGGACUAUGACCUGGUGGGCCAUAAUGAGAUAAUUGGUGUGUGUCGUUUGGGGUGUGCUGCUGAAGGUUUAGGUAGGGACCACUGGAAUGAGAUGCUCGCCUACCCCCGUAAGCCAAUUGCACACUGGCACCCCCUGGUGGAGCCCAAGAAAUCAGAAAAAGAGUGGAAGGCUAGAACGGCCAGUUUUGACAGUCAAGGGUCCUGCCCCUCCCCCAAACCCCCUGCCAGCCCUUGAUCAGAGCCAUACGUAAAGCAACAGGCUCGGCAUCCUCGCUCUCUAGCCGUUGUCUGUCUGGCAGUCCAAGGUAAAAAAGAGAAAGAGAGAGAGGGACAUAAAUGUUCUCCAAGCCCUGCUAUUUCCAAAUUCCCACACGAGUUGCUUUAAUGGUUCCCGAACACUGAUCUAAGGUCAGACUCUGUUGUGUUUGCCCAAUGUUCCUUGUACUCAAGCUCUUCCAGUUCAUAUGAUUCUCAGUCAGUUCUUGGAACUGUUGUGCAAACCUCUACACCUUGAAUACUCUACAAUGCCACCUUUGUGUUCCUAGAAUAGCUUGGUAUCGUCAGCAGAGAUGUUUCUUUCCUUUUUGAAUUUUCCUCCAGACUGAAGCAUUUGAAAUCAGACUGUGGUGUUCCACAAACAGUCUGCGUGCAUACAGAAGAUUCCGCAGUGUACUGCAGUGCUUUGUGGAUGGCUUUGCUUAGAUCUUAGACUUUGAAAACAGGACCAACCAUCUGGGGGAUUGGAUUGCUUAAGAAUAUGGUCAGAAAGGAUGAAGGUAUAGCAAAGACUGAGGGAAAAGGACAAUGUUUUGAGUGAGUGAGAAAAGAAAAAAAGAGAAGAAGGAAAUGGAUUUGUUAAGUGCUAUACUAUUUUCUCUUUAAAAUCUGUUUGAACAAAAACAUGUGAGUGUAUACAUUUCAUGAAGAAUAUUAAAAUAUUUAUC